CCAUAAUAGUGUAUGAAAACAGUGUUAAGGAAAUUUAAGCAAUGUAUAGAAUCUAUUCUGACUUUUUAAUAUCAUGUAAUACGUAACAGACAUUAUUAUGUAAGAUGUUUUGCUGACAAAGAAUGUAGGUACGUGACAAGAACUUGCUUUACUUUGCUAAGUCACCCUAGUCUUGCUGAUUUGUGUCAUGUGCCCACCCAGGACCAGAUGGUGUUCGAUAAGGAGGAACGGGCCUCAAGGCCUGCUAUGAUUGGUCCAAGCUUGGGUGGAGUAAUUCUUUGUAAUAUGCAAUAUUAGGGGCCAUCUAUGCCAUGUUCGAGAGGCAGAUGGAGCUCCCUUGUAAUUACUUAUAGAGGCGUGGCCUGUUGCCAAGGUAACGGCUGCAGUAACAGCAAAGAAAUUGAUAUCUGAAUUUGUGUGCAGGUAUGUCCUACAUGAAACGGUUGAGAGAGCAAAUAGCGUAUUAAAAAUGUCUAAGAUCUGUGAGCAAACAAAACUUACAUGGGUACAAGCUUUACUAGUAGAUCCUUUUGCAAUGAGGUAUACCCCAAAGGGAUUACAUGGACUUUCAUCAUUUGAGAUACUGUUUGGCAGGCUGCCACUCAAAUUGCAUGGACAGUACGCUUCUCUUACUGACUACGUUGUUCAGCUUCAUAAGCCACUGACUAAUUUGCAUGGCAAAGUGUUUUCUUCUUUACCAGAUCCACAAGACACAUCUGGAACCCCGAUUUGAUGGCCCGUACCAGGUGCUAUUGACCACAGUGACCUCCGUCAAAGUGGAGAGGAAAGUACGCUUCUCACUGUAAGAAAAUUAACUUUCAGGUCAAUGAUGCAAACUGGUCCUAAAAGCAUGGGGCCCCCGGGGAGAAGAGAACUGAAUGGACUGUUAAGAUACGCUUGUUUUUCUGCCUGCUUGUUUGUGCUUUAUAUCAGUGUGUGCAGGUGAAAGGAGAACAGCAAAAGAACUCUAUAUGGCUUCUACAUCAGCAGACCGCUAAGGAGCUGAACGCCACUGACUGUUGGAUCUGUUCUUAUGUUCCUGCUAACCAUAAAGGAAUCCCUUUGAUUGGUAUCCCUAUCUCGAUGAAUGAUCUUAACCUCACAGAUUAUAGCUAUAAUGUUGAAAUAGACAUAAAUCACACUGCUCACAAUGCUCUUUCAGACCUAGGAAUAUAUUUAGAAAUCGCUGGUAUAAUCUCUCCGCCCACUAUGUGUAUAGGGCCUAUGUUUAUUAACCACGUGGCUGAACUAAAAGGUCACCUAGUCAAUUUACCUAAGGUAUACGUUGGAGAAACAAAUUGUGAAAAUGCUGCCUUAGUGUUUAACAUAGAAUACAAUGAAAAGUUAUGUGACAAGGUGAACUGUAACUGUAACAAUCAAUGUUGGUGUGCAAAAAUGAAAGCUCUUUGUGCCCCUAGGUGUGCCUGCCCUAACCAGAUGGAUGAGAAUGAUUGGGAUUGUAAGACCCAAGUGCACAAUAAUAUGGUAUGGUUUCAGAGCUGGUUGGGAAACCAUGUUAAGAUAAUCCCUAGGGUGCUGAAGCAAGGCCUAUACUAUAUUUGUGGAAAUAGGGCAUACUCAUGGCUUCCUAUGGGAGCUUGGGGGAACUGCACUAUAGGAAGAGUUGUGCCAGCCAUAAGACAGCGUGAGAACAUCUCUUUUACCAAUAUGAUAGAAACAAGCCCUAGAGAGACUAGAUACAAGAGAGAAUUGUUUACUGCAGCAGAUAAAGCCUGGAUGUGGUUCCCUGCCUGGACAGGCUGGGGAAUUGAAUUAGCAAAUAAGUUAAAUAAAUAUGCAAAUAUUAUGGAUGGGAUAAUUAAUGAGACCACAAGUGCCAUCCAUGCUAUCAAUGAAGAAAAGGCUCAAAUUAGGAAGGUGACCCUACAAAAUAGGAUGGCUCUCAUUUAUUUGUUAGCUAUGGAGGGAGGAUCGUGUGCUGUUAUAUGGAAGGAAUGUUGUACCUGGAUUGAGGACUCACAUGACCCCAUAGAAGCGCACAUGAAUAAAGUAAAGGAAUUACAGAAACAAGCUAGAGACAUAUCCAAGGAGGGAUGGAGUCCCUUCUCCUGGAUGGGGACAAUUGGUGUAUGGUUUAACAAUCUAUUAUCGGAUUUAAUAAAACCCAUAGUGGUAGUGAUAGGAUUGAUUGUAUUUCUUUUGAUCGCUUGGAAAUGCUUAAUGUGCUGUAUUUCUCAUUUCAGGAAAAAUGUGGAUUCGCUCGCCUAAUAGGAAGAAUGAUAACAGCCACAGAGAUGACCGUCUGAUGGCCCAGCCCAACUGCCCAUCUCUUCUGAGAGACCCCUCAGUUGUUGUAAGAGUUGGGUGGAAGACAUCAUCUCUGAAAGAGGGUCCCGCAGGUGUACUUCGACAGUUUGGACACCACCCCAGAGGGAGUUUAUCCCGAGAAGUGAUUUCGACGAGUCAGUCAUUCCGAUUCCAGCGAAUUCACCGAGUGGUCUCUGUGCCCUAGUGCACCUCCGGCUGCUGUUAUUAUUCUUACAGCUAGAUAGAUAGGUGUGUGAAUGCUUCAAUAAAGGUGUGUGAAUGCUUAGCAGAAUAGCAACCGCGAGGCAGUACUUAGUCAGUUCUCCCUCUUGCGUACAUCCUGUCUCAAUUGGUACUUUGUCACAUAAUAAAACCUGGGGGCAUCAGAGUACUGGGUGGACCUAAUUCGCCCGGGAAAAGCGGCUGCUAAAGGACAAGACUUUGACCUGCAGGUACCAAUUGACUGCGGGGUGUGGCAACAGAGUCAGGGUAGGCCCAGGUGCGUCUGUGGCUAUAUCAUCCCCAGUCACAGUCACACCACCCUCUUAGCAUUAGUAGUACUGCCAUUGUUACCUUUUAGUUUAUGUUUUAUAUAUGUGUGAUAAUAAAAUUAUCAAAAGGGUGAGAAUUGUUAAGGAAAUUUAAGCAAUGUAUAGAAUCUAUUCUGACUUUUUAAUAUCAUGUAAUACGUAACAGACAUUAUUAUGUAAGAUGUUUUGCUGACAAAGAAUGUAGGUACGUGACAAGAACUUGCUUUACUUUGCUAAGUCACCCUAGUCUUGCUGAUUUGUGUCAUGUGCCCACCCAGGACCAGAUGGUGUUCGAUAAGGAGGAACGGGCCUCAAGGCCUGCUAUGAUUGGUCCAAGCUUGGGUGGAGUAAUUCUUUGUAAUAUGCAAUAUUAGGGGCCAUCUAUGCCAUGUUCGAGAGGCAGAUGGAGCUCCCUUGUAAUUACUUGUAAAGUGCAUGCUGACUGUCACUUUAUUGUAAUCUUGCUCUGCCAUUAUAAAUAUAAACUUUAAAAUUUGGCUACAA
Messenger RNA from Pseudophryne corroboree (corroboree frog), 3302 nucleotides. RefSeq names its product syncytin-2-like. The coding region runs from base 1084 to 2229 and encodes 381 amino acids. The record is from RefSeq and is a predicted model, not a curated record. Lineage: Eukaryota; Metazoa; Chordata; Amphibia; Anura; Myobatrachidae. The transcript is spliced from 2 exons.